Molecule: messenger RNA, 1254 nt
Organism: Cucurbitaria berberidis CBS 394.84
Lineage: Eukaryota; Fungi; Ascomycota; Dothideomycetes; Pleosporales; Cucurbitariaceae
Product: aspartate-semialdehyde dehydrogenase
Exons: 4
Coding region: 48-1160 (370 amino acids)
Biological process (GO): L-threonine biosynthetic process
Molecular function (GO): NADP binding; protein dimerization activity; aspartate-semialdehyde dehydrogenase (NADP+) activity
Source: RefSeq, a predicted model, not a curated record
CAUAAAGCUUUGGGAUCUUCCAUUGACUCAUGUCUGUAACCACAACGAUGGACGCUGAACACUUUACGUCGCCUAAACGGGAAUUCCCUAAGAAGAAGUGCGGUGUGCUUGGUGCGACGGGCUCAGUGGGUCAGCGCUUCAUCCUCUUGCUUGCGCUGCACCCGCACUUUGAGCUACACGCCGUCGGAGCUUCUGAGCGCUCAGCCGGCAAGAAAUACAAGGAUGCUGUUCGGUGGAAACAGGCACUGCCGUUCACGGAGCGCAUUGGAGACUUGGUGGUGAAGAAGUGUGUGCCUGAAGAGUUUAAGGAGUGCGAUUUGAUCUUCUCUGGCCUGGACAGCGAUGUUGCAGGAGACGUUGAAAUGUCCUUCCUCAAGUCCAAUCUCGCCGUCUUCUCCAACGCAAAGAACUACCGUCGCGACCCUCUUGUGCCGCUCGUCGUUCCCACCGUCAACCUCCCCCACCUGGACGUGAUCAAGCAUCAGCGGGCACACCAUAAACUGGAAAAGGGUUUCCUUGUCUGCAACUCGAACUGCGCCGUCAUUGGCAUCGUCAUCCCUUUCGCAGCCCUACAAGAGAAGUUCGGCCCGGUAGACCAAGUAUCCGUUGUCACCAUGCAGGCCGUCUCUGGUGCCGGCUACCCAGGCGUAAGCAGCAUGGACAUCAUCGACAACGUCGUCCCCUUCAUAUCCGGCGAAGAAGACAAGCUGGAGACGGAAGCGUCCAAGAUUCUCGGCAGCGUCAACGACGAUGUUACAGGCUUCGUCGACCAGCCCAUGAAGGUAUCUGCAGCGUGCAACCGCGUCCCUGUGCUAGACGGACAUACAGCAUGCGUGUCGCUGCGCUUCCAACGCCGUCCGGCGCCAAGUGCGGAAGAGGUCAAGCAGGCCAUGCGCGAGUAUGUGUCUGAUGCGCAGAAGCUGGGUUGUCCGUCUGCGCCCAAGAAUGCGAUUGUGGUUAUGGAGGAGCCAGAUCGGCCGCAGCCGAGGUUGGAUAGGGAGACGGAUCGGGGGUAUGCUGUUAGUGUGGGACGGAUACGAGAGGAUGAGGCGGGCAUGUUUGACAUCAAGUUUGUUGCGCUCAGUCACAACACUGUCAUUGGAGCUGCUGGGUCGUCGAUUUUGAACGCAGAGGCAGCGGUGCUGAAGGGAUAUGCAUAGGUUUGACACAGAUUGGCGUCCAAAAGGUUUCAAUAGACAUUAAAGAUACCAAAAAUCAAAUACCGUUCACUAUACGAGGAAUGUGUCUCGUGCA